Ctenocephalides felis (cat flea) is the source of this 410-nucleotide messenger RNA. RefSeq lists its product as uncharacterized. The record is from RefSeq and is a predicted model, not a curated record. Bases 7 to 375 code for a protein of 122 amino acids. The transcript is spliced from 3 exons. NCBI's taxonomy places the organism in Eukaryota, Metazoa, Arthropoda, Insecta, Siphonaptera, Pulicidae.
UGUGCAAUGUUGGGCACUAUUUACUAUAUUUAUGUCGGUCCAAGGCAGAAAAUUGGUUUUGGUCUUAAUUUCAAUAGACCGCAAUUUGGAAUACCAAACAUAUUGCCAGCUGCAGCAAGAAGAUCCUUCUUAUUUGCCCGUUUCGACAACACUUCGACUGAUGGUGGCGCAGUGGACUUAGCAGCUUGCGCAAUAGCUUCUGAAGGCAGUGUUGCAAGUUCACUGUAUGACAUGGAGGAUACAUUCGAAAACACCGAAUACAGCCCGAAUCUGCAGGAAGCUGGAGAAAGAGCUGUGGCCACUUUUAGUGAGUUGCAGAAACGAGAACAAGAAGAACAAGCAGAUCUAUUAAAUCUUAAUGAUAUCGAAGAAUAAUUUUAAUAUAUGUAUUUCCUGUAUUAUAUAAAACU